This is a messenger RNA of Chenopodium quinoa (quinoa), 1625 nucleotides long. Its product is annotated as putative F-box/kelch-repeat protein At1g12870. The coding region runs from base 278 to 1360 and encodes 360 amino acids. Gene Ontology annotation, molecular function: protein binding. The transcript has a single exon. Lineage: Eukaryota; Viridiplantae; Streptophyta; Magnoliopsida; Caryophyllales; Amaranthaceae. The record is from RefSeq and is a predicted model, not a curated record.
AAUUAAUUUUUUUUUUUUUUUUUUUUUUUUUUUUUAGAAAUCAUUUAAAAUUUACUUUCACUAGCUGAAGUGCUGAACUAUUAAACAGUGCUAGAGUAGUAGAGUACUAGACUACUUCGAAAAGUUGUUGACCUGUGAAGUUCUGAGACAAGUCUCUCUGUCCUUUUUUUUUUUUUUUUUUUCCCCUUAUUUAUUCUCUGUUUUCAUCUCCACUCUAGUAUCAUAAACUUUAAAACAUUUUAUUCUCAAACUUCCAAUUAAAAUUUCAUUUUCAAAAAUGGAGAAAGAGAUUGAGGAUUCAGAAUCCCAAACCCUAACUCUUCCAGACGAUCUUAUUUUCGAGCACAUCUUACCAAGACUUCCAGUUAAACCCUUAACUCGCUUCAAAUCUGUCUCCAAAUCAUGGCUCUCCACAAUUUCUAACCCAAAAUUCGCAAAAACCCACCUCAAAUUAUUCACCUCUCCAUCCCCUCAAUUCCUCCUGUUCUCAGGGAACAGCGACAAUCAUCCUAUUUUCACCUCGAUUACACUCGAUGAACACGGCCGUGUCGAAGAGACCUUUAAAUUCAACUUCACCUUUAACGGUGGACCUAUUCACGUGCUGGGUUGUUGCAAUGGUUUGGUAUGUUUUUUUGACAAACAUUAUAACUUUUAUAUUUGCAACCCUGUCACCAAACAGUGUAGUGAUGUUAUUGAUUGUCCUCAAACUCCUAGAGGUCAUAUUGUUGUGAUAACUGCUGCAUUUGCUUAUGUUUCUUCGAUUGAUGAUUAUAAGAUUGUUUAUUUACUGGGGUUAUCUGGUGGAAUUGUUGUAGAAGACAUUGAUUUGUAUACAAUCUAUAUAUUUUCAUUAAGGAAUAACAGGUGGGAUAGAUUGUCUAUUGAUGAAAUAGAUGGCUCUUCGAUUGUCCCGGCUGAUGUCCCGGCUUUUGUCAAUGAUACUCUAUACUGGCCUUCGGUUUGCCAUUGUGUAGGGGUGAAUUUAGUCAAUUCAGAGUUAAGUAGAAUUACUAUAAUGUAUAAAGAUAUGAUGGAUGCGUAUAAGCGUUGCGGUGGUUCGGAUAGGUUGAGGUUAUAUGGGAUAAAAGGGAGGUUGUCGUGGUGUUUUGGUAGUCAUGUUUGGAUGUUGGAAUCGGAUGGUGUUUCUUGGAAGAAAUUGUAUGAUCUUAAUCGUGAUGGUAUGAAAUUGUUGUGUGUUUCCGAGACCGGAAAAUGGUUGGUUUUAAACCGCGGUGAGGUUGCGUUACUUGAUCCGAGCAAACCAUUUGAUAGACAAUAUCAAGGAGGAACUAGUGUUGGUUGUCCUAUUGUUAACGCUUGGAAUUAUAAGAUGAGUUUGGUUUCACCAGUUCUGGAAUAAAUAUUACUAGACUAACCUAAUCUUAAUGUGUACUUCUAUGAUCUAUGUCACAAAAAGAAUCAAGAUGUAUGAAAAAGCUACUCUGUAAUUUUCAUGGCUAGAUUUUCAGAGUAGUUACUCAAAUUGUAGUACUCCGUAUUUUACUACUAAGUACUUCGUAAUUAUUAGUCAGUUAUUUAGGUUUCAAACGGAGUAUUAUUACUAGUGUUAUUGUAUUCAGAAUUAUGUAAGGAUUAGAGUGGUUUUUUAUUUGUAUUCUCUUAUA